CCCAAUGCCCGAAUGGGGCGGAGCAGUUCAUUUGGUCUGAACUGAGCUCUGGCGUAGAGCGACCCGAGAUGAGAAAAGCAGAGGCCCGGCCACGUCAGCACGACCACCUCGGGAACGCUGCUAGGGGAUCCGGAGGAGGAGGAGGUGGAAGUGCGGAUCGCGCCGGCGGAGUGCCGUCUGGAGCCAUGGAAAUCCCCUCUGGUCUGAUAUUGGAACCAUCUCUGUACACCAUUAAAGCAAUUUUCAUCUUGGACAGCUUUGGACAGCGACUUUUGGCCAAGUAUUACGACAACACAUUUUCAUCAACAAAAGAACAGAAGAGCUUUGAGAGAAAUGUCUUCAACAAAACCCAUAAGACAGAGAGUGAGAUUGCUUUCUUAGAAGGCUUAACUAUAGUCUAUAAAAGCAGCAUUGAUCUUUUCUUUUAUGUAGUGGGGAGUUCCCAUGAAAAUGAGUUAAUGCUGAUGUCAGUUCUUUCCUGUCUCUUUGAAUCCCUCAGUCAUAUGCUGCGAAAGAAUGUGGAGAAGCGAAUUCUGAUAGACAACAUGGAUGGGGUAUUCCUUUUAGUGGAUGAAAUUGUUGAUGGAGGUGUGAUCAUGGAAAGUGAUGCUCAACAAGUCAUCCAGAAGCUGAAUUUUAGAGUGGAUGACAGCUCUUUAGCAGAGCACAGUGUCACUCAGGUGCUGCAAUCUGCCAAAGAACAAAUUAAGUGGUCCUUAUUAAAAUAAAAUAUUCUAAAUAUUGUCUUGGAACAUUUUCAGUUUCUUACAUUACUCUGUUUCCCCAAAGAAUGAAAACUUUGCAAUGCUGUGUGAUGGCUACUCAGAUCAGCCCAACUUGCUAUAGGCCAUCUCUUUAAGUUUUUCAAAGUUGAUCACAUCAUAUUAUUUAUCAGAAAUGUGGCCAUAGAUGGAGAUUAUACAUGAACAAGAGGAACAACAAACAAAGUGGAAAUUUGUUUAAGAAUCUGUGAGGGCAAAGGAAAAAUGUAAAGUAAAACUCUUGUCAAGAAGCACCUAGAAUUGCUGGAAGAGUAUUCCAAAAUGCACGGGAUUCAGUCUUCAAUUUCAAAAUGAUAUUUGUAGCAAUCUGGAGUUUGGCAUGAUUGUCUAUUUGUUCAUGUUGUGUUACAGUACUGAAAAAAGAAUUAUAAUUUUGAAAAAGAAGUGAUGUUUAGACUAAAUGUAGCAGUGGGGUAAAAGUGAAACAGAAAAACAGGUCCCAA
Molecule: messenger RNA, 1225 nt
Organism: Protobothrops mucrosquamatus (brown spotted pit viper)
Lineage: Eukaryota; Metazoa; Chordata; Lepidosauria; Squamata; Viperidae
Gene: COPZ2
Product: coatomer protein complex subunit zeta 2
Exons: 9
Coding region: 69-728 (219 amino acids)
Biological process (GO): retrograde vesicle-mediated transport, Golgi to endoplasmic reticulum; intracellular protein transport; intra-Golgi vesicle-mediated transport
Cellular component (GO): COPI vesicle coat
Source: RefSeq, a predicted model, not a curated record